AUGAUUCGACAUAUUCUUUCUUUAAGCAAGCGCAACUAAUCUUUUGGUUCGUCUAAAAAUAUUGUGGAUUUCUCUGAAUUUCUAGAGCGCAAUGUUUUAUCAUCGGCCCCUAAACAAAUAUCUACCGCAACAAUAAGAAACACAAAAGAAAGAGAGCACUAUUCAAAAUGUUUUGAUCGAACAGGAAAAUGUCAAGGAUGUGAAAAAAAUAAAAACUGGAAAAAAGAUGAAAAUCGCCUGACGAUAAGUGAAGCUAUUCGAGAAGCUCAAAGAUGUUUAAAAUGUACCGAUGCCCCAUGUUAAAAGGGAUGCAGUACAACAAUCGAUAUUAAAAGCUUUAUUUACAACAUAGAAAAAAAGAAUUGGUAUAAAACGGUUUAACUAUCUAUUAUAGGUAUGGAGCAGCAAAAGUGAUCUUAACAGACAACCCUCUAGGCUUGAGUUGUGGUUAAUUAUGUCCAAUUAGUGAAUUGUGUGCAAGAAAUUGUAAUGUAUCAACAAGUGAGAAGGGCGCUAUAAAGAUCAACAAGCUCUAAGAGUUCGCUGUUUCAAUGUUUAAGGUAUAUAAACUUAAUAACCAUCUAGGAAAUGGGUGUUAAAUAGAUUCGGGAUCCUAAAUUGCCAAAAAAUGAUCAUAUAGUAUUUGAUUCAUCCAUUGCUUUAAUUGGAGCUGGGGCAGCAUCAUUAUCAUGCGCUACAUUUCUAGGUAGGUUGGGAUAUAAAAAUAUAACUAUUUUUGAGAAGUAGCAACAUGCUGGAGGAUUAGUAGUAACAGAAAUUCCCAUGAAUCGAUCUCCAAUUGAUGACAUCAAUUGGGAAAUUGAAUAAGUGAAAUAGUUAGGAAUCAAAUUUGUAUUUGGGAAAGAAUUAGGAAAGGACUUCACUAUAGAGUCAUUAAGAAAGGAGGGAUAUGAAUGUGUAUUCCUUGGAUGUGGAUUGAAUGAACCUAAAAAGGGAUUAGGAAAUGUAUAUUAAUAAAGCCACAUUUUAAAUUCCAAGACCUUUUUGCCCAAAGUUAAUAGAGCUGUCAAGCAAGAUAAAGAUGUAGAUGCUACUCCAAAACUCUCAGGACAUGUUAUAGUAUUAGGUAUAGGAGACACAGCAUUAGAUUGUGCUAGAUCUGCUUACAGAUGUGGUGCUGAAAGAGUUAGUGUUAUAUUUAGAAGGGGAUGGUAAGACAUCAGAGCAAAUGAUGAAAUUUUGAUUCCUUCAAAGAAUGAAGGUAUUAACUUCAUUCCUUAUGAACAACCAAUUUAAUUAAUAGAAGUUGGUGGAAAAUUCAAAUAAAUUGAAUUAGAAUAAAAUCUUCCAAUCAAUAAUGAUCCUUAUAAUUUACAAUAUAAAGUCACAGGAGAGAAAACAAGAAUGAGUUUCGAUUAUUUGAUUACUGCCUUUGGUUCAGAAAUAUAAAAUAAAGAAUUAGAAUAAUUUAUAAACUAAAAGAAUGGAUUUGUUUAGAUUAAUGAAUAACAUUAAGUAAAAGGAUAUGAUUGGUUAUAUGCAGGUGGGGAUGCUGUUGGUGUAGCUAAUUUAGUUGAUGCAGUCAAUGAUGGUAAAACAUCCUCUUGGUAUAUUCACAACUUUUUAUAAAAUAAAUAUUCAAUCUAAAAAUUAACACCAGAUCAUCUGCCAUCUUACACUACAGAAAUUGAUAAUAUAGAUCUUAGUAUUAAUAUACUUGGAGUUAAUUUCCAGAAUCCUUUUGGUUUAGCUUCAGCACCACCUACCACAUCAUAUCCAAUGAUAAAAAGAGCAUUUUAGGAAGGAUGGGGUUUUGCUGUUGUAAAGACAUUUGUUUUAGAUAAAGAUGCUAUAACAAAUGUAUCUCCAAGAAUAUAUAAAAGCACUACAGAUCCACUCAAAUAGGAUCCAGGAUAUGCUAAUAUUGAAUUAAUUAGUGAGAAAUCUGCCAAAUAUUGGUUAGAAGGUAGUAAAUAGAUUAAAAAGGAAUUCCCUAAUCAUGUACUUAUUGGUAGUAUUAUGUGUUAACAUAUUGAAAAAGAUUGGAGAGAAUUAACUAGAAAAUGUAAAAAUGAAGCUUAAUUUGAUAUGCUUGAAUUAAACCUAUCUUGUCCUCAUGGAAUGACUGAAUUAGGUAUGGGUAGAGCUUGUGGAGAAAAUCCAUAAAUAGUUAAAGAUAUUUGUUAAUGGGUUACUUCUGAAAUUGACAUUCCAGUUAUUGUUAAAAUUACUCCCAAUUAUCCAGAUUCUGCUGUUAUUGCCUAAGCUGCCAAGGAAGGAGGAGCUAAAGCAGUUACAUUGACUAAUACUUUUCCAACUUUAAUGGAUCCAGAUCCUCUAGGUACACCUUGGCCAGCUGUUGGUGAAGAAAAUAAUGUUACUUAUGGUGGUGGAUGUGGAUCUAUGUUGAGACCUAUUGCCCUAAGAAAAACAUCAGAAGUUGCUAAAGCUAUCCCAGAUCUUACAAUUUUUGGAAGUGGUGGUAUUAUUUAAGGGGAUCAUGCUCUCUCGUUUCUCAGAUAUGGUGCAUCUGCUUUUCAAAUUUGUUCAGCUGUUUAAGAUCAAGAUUUCGCAACAGUUCUUUAUGAUCUCAAAACUAGUCUACAGGCUCAUCUUUAUGCUUCAUAAAACUUAAAUUAAAAAUAAUGGAAAGGACAAUUCCCUUCAACUUCAAAACCUGCUUAUGGAUUUAGUUCUAAUAAUAAACUAAAGAAUUUAGUUGGAACUGGAUUACAUCACAUCAAAGAUAUUGCUGACAUGAAAAGAGAAGACUUUUUGAUUCCUAAAAUUCAUGAAGAUUCAUGUUUGAAAUGUGGAAGGUGUUAUUUAACAUGUUUGGAUUCUGGCUAUUAAGCUAUUAAGUUUGAUAAUUUUAAUUCUUUUCCAACUAUUAUUGAAGAAUUAUGCACUGGUUGUGCACUAUGUCAUGCAGUAUGUCCUGUUGAAGGUUCAAUAUCUAUGGAGAUCCGAGCGACAGACAUUGUUGUUAAUAGAGGAAUUCCAUUAGAUAAAGAACCUGAAGGUCUAAUCAAUCACAUUCCAAGUAGAAAAAAAUGA
Paramecium pentaurelia is the source of this 3018-nucleotide messenger RNA. Lineage: Eukaryota; Ciliophora; Oligohymenophorea; Peniculida; Parameciidae. The record is from the annotation of a GenBank genome assembly.